Molecule: messenger RNA, 2139 nt
Organism: Dacryopinax primogenitus
Lineage: Eukaryota; Fungi; Basidiomycota; Dacrymycetes; Dacrymycetales; Dacrymycetaceae
Product: glutamine-dependent NAD synthetase with GAT domain-containing protein
Exons: 10
Coding region: 1-2139 (712 amino acids)
Biological process (GO): NAD+ biosynthetic process
Cellular component (GO): cytoplasm
Molecular function (GO): ATP binding; NAD+ synthase (glutamine-hydrolyzing) activity; glutaminase activity
Source: RefSeq, a predicted model, not a curated record
AUGGGACACCACAUUACUGUUGCUACCUCGUUGAAUCAGUGGGCUUUAGACUUUCAGGGUAACUACGAGCGCAUACUUGCUAGUAUCGUCCUCGCCAAGGAGAAGGGUGCCACGUUGCGUGUAGGGCCAGAGCUAGAGAUUCCAGGGUACGGAUGUUUAGACCACUUUCUUGAGGGGGAUACCGUUCUGCAUUCGUGGGAGAUUCUUGCCAAGUUGCUGACCUCCGAUGUCACUCAAGAUAUCCUAUGCGACAUCGGCAUGCCCGUGGUGCACAAAAAUGUGAACUACAAUUGCCGGGUAAUCAUCUAUAAUCAGAAAGUGCUCCUCAUCCGGCCCAAGAUGUGGCUCGCAAAUGAUGGGAACUAUCGCGAGUUGAGAUACUUCACCCCGUGGAAGAAGUUUCGGCAGACGGAAGAGUUUUGGUUACCUAGGAUGAUCAAGCAUAUUACUAAACAGACCACUGUUCCCUUCGGCGAUGCGGUUAUCAGCACUUGGGAUACUUGCGUCGGGGUCGAGCUAUGCGAGGAGCUUUUCACGCCCUCAAGCCCGCACAUUGAUAUGGGCUUGGAUGGCGUCGAGAUCUUCACAAACUCUUCGGGUUCACACCACGAGUUGCGGAAGUUGAACACUCGCAUUGAUCUCAUCAUGGAAGCCACCGAAAAACUCGGAGGCAUCUACCUGUAUGCCAAUCAGCAAGGGUGUGACGGCGACCGGCUUUAUUAUGACGGCUGCGCGAUGAUCGCCGUGAAUGGGAAAGUUGUGGCACAAGGCAGUCAGUUCAGCUUGAAUGAUGUUGAGGUCGUCACCGCUACGGUUGAUAUCGAGGAUGUACGGGCGUAUAGGAAGAGGAGCAGUAGGAGCCAACAGGCAGCUGAAAGCCCGAAGUAUGAGAGGAUUGAGGUUCCCACGGCCCUCGCUACAGACGACCUCAGCAUUUAUGGCCUUCUCGGACCAGAAAGGCCCUUUGAGGUACGAUAUCACGUCCCUGAAGAGGAGAUCGCAUUGGGUCCGGCUUGUUGGCUAUGGGACUAUCUUCGUCGCUCCCGAACGCAAGGGUAUUUUGUACCCCUCAGUGGCGGUAUUGACAGCUGCGCAACCUCCGUCAUCGUGUACAGUAUGUGCCGUCUCGUGGCUCAAUCAGCUGCAAAAGGCGACAAGCAAGUGAUUGCCGAUGCACGGCGCAUCGCUGGCGAGCCCGAAGAUUCUAGCUACAUACCCUCGGAUCCCAGAGAAUUCUGCAAGCGCAUCUUCCACACUUGCUACAUGGGCACCGAGAACUCGAGCAUCGAGACAAGGAAGCGAGCGAAAGACCUCUCAGAGGCAAUUGGAAGCUAUCAUGUCGAUCUGAAUAUGGACAUGGUUGUCAGUGCUGUCCGUAACCUGUUUGGGCUCGUCACGGGCAUCACACCACAAUUCAAGGUGCACGGCGGAUCAAAUGCGGAGAAUUUGGCUCUGCAAAAUAUCCAAGCUCGCUUGCGAAUGGUUCUGGCGUACAUGUUUGCCCAACUUUUACCGUUCGUUCGAGGACGCUCUGGCGGGCUCCUAGUGCUGGGAAGCGCCAAUGUUGAUGAGAGUUUGCGUGGCUAUCUAACGAAAUACGACUGCUCCUCGGCAGACAUCAAUCCCAUCGGAGCGAUCAGUAAGACCGAUUUGAAGAGGUUCAUCGGAUGGGCUCAGCACGCGUUCGAACUACCGAUCCUGGGGAGCUUCUUAGACGCCGUGCCCACUGCAGAACUCGAACCGAUCACGGAGACAUAUGUGCAGUCAGACGAGGCCGAUAUGGGUAUGACGUACGACGAGCUCUCGGUAUUCGGUCGCUUGCGCAAAGUUGAGCACUUGGGCCCGUACGGCGUCUACAUGAAGCUGGUUCGCGAAUGGGGAGAUCAUCUGUCCCCGACGAGAAUUGCGGAAAAGGUCAAGCUCUUCUUCUUUGAAUAUGCGAGGAACCGUCACAAGAUGACUACGUUGACGCCUUCUUAUCACGCGGAGUCUUAUAGUCCGGACGACAACCGGUUUGACCUCCGUCCUUUCUUGUACCCGUCACGCUUCCCAUUCCAAUUUUCAAAGAUUGACGAGAUCGCCGCUCGGCUUCCCGAUCGUUCCGUCAACCCCGGUCCAGAGAAGGCGAAAGUAGAGUAA